UUCCCUCUCACUCUCACCAACCCUAAAAAGCAAAACCACACAAAAAUAAACCUUCUUUCAUCUCAUAUAUUUCCAUUCUCCUCCAAUACUCAAUUCUCCUUUCUCCACUCCUCCCAUAAUCCCAUUCAAUGGUCGUUGGCCAUGACCCAAACCAUGUCUGGUCCAAAUGACUGGCUCCAAUUCUAUAACCAAAGUCUCACACCUCCAAUACCCAAUACUACUACUACUAUUGCUACCACCACUGUUAUCGCUGCCACUAAUCCUUUAUCGGACAUGCCAAAUUCAAGUCCGACAAGCUCGGCCCAUUUAAGCCCGGAAGGGCGCGUGGCAAAGCCCACCCGGCGCCGUUCCCGGGCCUCACGGCGAACUCCGACCACCUUGCUGAACACAGACACUACGAACUUCCGGGCCAUGGUCCAACAGUUCACAGGAGGCCCAAGUGCGGGCUUCGCAGGAGCUCCAUCAACAGCACCACAGGCUUUGCCAAACCUCAUGGGCUUUGGGUUUCCCACACGCCCUCUAACCCCAACCACCCUCGUCAUGUCAUCAUCGCCACCUCCUAUAAGCUACCAGCACCUCCAACAACAACAACAUCAACAUCAUCAACAACAACAACACAUGUUUCAGCAGCAAAACCAAAACCAACAGUACAAUUUGUACGGUGGUGGCGGAGACAACAUGUUUUUUCAGAGACUAAGCAACAAUAAUCCUCCAACAAGCAAUGUUGUUAGCAAUGAUCGUGACGGGGUUGUGAAUAUGGAUCAUGGACGCUUCUUCCCAAACACUUCUUCUUCUUGAAUUGAAUAAUUAAUCAGAUGAAAAAGGAAGAAGAAGAAGAAAGAAAGAAAUUAGCCACACCACACCACACCCGUAGGAACACGGAUAGCAGUUUUUUUCUUUGGUCCGCAUGCUGAGGCUCGAAAGUGACAUAAAGCAGACAGUUAGGUGCUAACUUGGGCAGAAUUGUUGACCAACCAAUGUAAAAUAUUAUAUAUAUAGUACUUUCUUUAUUUUAUUAUUAAUUACUGUUAUUUCUUUUAUAUUUUUGGGUGGAAUUUGACUCUGCUUCUAGAUGAUGCCAUGGCGCUGCCAAUCCCAAUGUACACCUUUUAUUUAUCAUUUUCCUUUCUCUAUCUUUCAACUUUUCAAA
Cajanus cajan (pigeon pea) is the source of this 1150-nucleotide messenger RNA. The record is from RefSeq and is a predicted model, not a curated record. Lineage: Eukaryota; Viridiplantae; Streptophyta; Magnoliopsida; Fabales; Fabaceae.